UACUAAACAUCCUAGCAGGCAAAAGGGCGCUCCCACGGAACUCAGCGGCCCGAGGCCCCGGCUAGGCCUCCACCUCCACCAUCCCAGACCCUCCUACGUUGGCCCUUCCGGCGGCAGCUUCUGGAGCGGGUAGGAGGUGCCACGAGCCGCCCCGCCUGUGCUUAGCUUUGUUGGGCUACGUCACUUCCGCCGCGGUCCCGCCCCCAGCGUGGCCGUAACCCAGGGCAACGGCCCGGACGGCGGCGACCUGAGUCGCCCUCGCCCACUGGCCAGGACUAGCUGUCGCGAGGCCUUCCAUCCGCUCGGCCCCACAGGAAAAGACCACCAACAUUCUUUUUUAGUAGCGGAGCAUCUUGAUUCUGCCCGAAGUACACCAGGGUUCUGAAGGUGCAUCUGGUGAUCUGCAAGAAGAUGUUAAAAACUUUAAGCAACCAUCGCAGUAAUGGAUCUCUGUCAGAAAAAUGAGACUGACUUAGAAAAUGGUGAAAAUAAUGAAAUUCAAAGCACAGAAGAAACAGAACCAACCUGUACUUGUCCAGAUGGAAGAAGUGAAAAGAAUCAUGUUUAUUGUCUUCUCGAUAUCAGUGACAUUACGCUUGAACAAGAUGAAAAAGCCGAAGGGUUUAUUAUUGGAACGGGAUGGGAAGAGGCAGUCCAAGGGUGGGGAAGGACUUCUCCAGCUGCCUGCAUCUGGCCGAGGAAGUUACCAAAAAAGGCAAGGGUAGGGGAAGGUGCCUGCAGCGACUGCUUGGUGUGUGUUAACCUGGCCCACAGGAGCCUCGAGACCAAGCCUCCUACGGAGGGGGGCCCAGAGAAGGAUCAGAGCAGCCCCUCCCAGACUCAGGCAGCCCCCCAGGGCCCCAGCACUGCUUCCAGGGCGAUUAGCAACAUCUGCUUUCCCACCUGCUUUCGAACAGAGAAAAAAAGUCUGCAAAUCAAGGAGUUUAUUUGGUGCACCGAAGACUGGGCCAUCCCGGACAGUAGCAGGGGCAAGGCCCUUCGGAACCCCAGUGGAGGGGCCCACAGAGGGCUGUCCAUCUCAGGCCCCCUGACUUCCAGGGCCCUCCUAGUUCUGCCACCCCUGAAGGCUUCACUUUCAAAUGCCUUGGAUGUUCUGGGUAAGAAGAGUAAGAACUCUUUCUUGCAGUCAGAAGAGAAGGUGCUGAGUGUGGAAAAGGACGGGUGUCUGGCUUGUGCAUAUGGCUUGAAAACAGCAGAUGGGAAAGGUGAAACGAGACCCAUUGAGCUGGCCAAACACACUGUGGUCAACGACACGCCAUCCUCCCCUUCCCCAGCGGCCCGGACAUCCCUGCUGGCCGAUCUGGAGCAGUGCUGCCUGCACUGGCCCCUCCUGUCUGAGAAAAACCUGGCGUGCCCUUCAGACUCCAGUAACGUUCGCUAUCUUGCUGCCUUGCAGCUUCUGCAGAAACGGGGAGUGCAAAACUACAAAUCCAAAUUGCAAGCCAAGGACCCAAGACCUCCUGUGAUCACCCAAAAGGCCAAGCAGGAAAACAGGCCCCAGAUGCUGGAGACCAAAGUGUUCACAAGACCUCUCUUGCCAUCCCUCACACACAGGAAAAAGAAGAUAAAGUAGGAGAGGGGUCAGUUUCAUAUUCAGUCCUAAGCAGCAACAUGGUUGAGAUGUAAUCACAAAAGCAAAUGUUUCACCCAGGACAUGGAAAAGCAGUGGAUCACCAGAAAGCAAAGAGUCAAACGCCGCAAGCAGAAGCAGUAAGAAGAUGCCAAACUUGGAGCAAGGUCUCAUUUAAACCUGCCAUAGUCAUCAGCUCGCUCUGUUAGGUCUCCCCAGCCCGCCCCUCAAAAAAAGGUUAUAUGCAGAGGUAAUAUAAUAUAUGUACUUUUGAGAAUAACAAAGUCACCGUGGAGAUAAUUUCAAAACAAUUUUUUUUUCAUUUUCAGAUAUAUUGGACUAUUUCACUGAUGCUAAAAAGAGUAUCACUUGUUUAAAUUUUUUGUGGUUUCUUUUUUGCAGCCUCAUGUUCUGUAAUAGUAACUUGCUUCCAAGUAAAGUAUCAAAAGCUAAUGGAGGGGCCAUGGCUGUGGUCUCUCAUGGAUCAAACUUCACUAUUUUGGAAUGCGUGGAGUUGGAACAAAGUUUUUAUUUUGUUAUUUAUUAGUAAAGCAAUAAAUAACAUUAUUUUACUAAUAUUCAUUAGUUUUUGUUUUGUUAUUUAUUAGUAAGGCAAUAAAACAUUUAGAGUUUUUUCUGGAGUUUGUUGAAGAACCUGAAUAUUGAUAGUGUUCCAGCUCAAGUAUGGCAUAGACAGUGCGGCUUUUACUUAUUCACAUAGUUUGGGCCUUGCUCCUUUCAAGCAAGCUGAUUUUUAAACGCAGUGCCCCUGUAAACGUCAAGAACACUGACAACCUGAGAGCCAUCUCUGUUUGUUUUUUUAGCCUGCUUCUCUGAAUAUGUAAACUAAAAUAUCAAUGUAUCUACUAAUAAAUACUGUUCCAACAA
Messenger RNA from Chlorocebus sabaeus (green monkey), 2479 nucleotides. RefSeq names its product chromosome 5 C16orf46 homolog (gene C5H16orf46). The record is from RefSeq and is a predicted model, not a curated record. Lineage: Eukaryota; Metazoa; Chordata; Mammalia; Primates; Cercopithecidae.